Messenger RNA from Lachancea meyersii CBS 8951, 714 nucleotides. The record is from the annotation of a GenBank genome assembly. NCBI's taxonomy places the organism in Eukaryota, Fungi, Ascomycota, Saccharomycetes, Saccharomycetales, Saccharomycetaceae.
AUGGUUCAAUCAAACGCGCAAAAGGCAGUCUGCGUUUACUGCGGGUCUUCUUACGGUAACGAUUCCAAAUUCUCGAAUGAGGCUCGCAAUUUGGGCCAAUUGUUGCACUCCAUGAAGUGGAAGCUAGUGUACGGUGGUGGAACGACGGGCUUGAUGGGGGAGAUCGCCAGAGCCGCGAUGGGGCCCAAAGUGGAUGGGUUUGUGCACGGUAUCAUCCCCCGUGCGCUGGUGUCGCGGGAACGCGACGACGACGCUGCUCAAGUGGACGAAAAAGCCGUUUCGUCAUUCAACGACGAAAUCAAGAAAUCCGUGGAAAACCACAGCGGGUUGACGCCAUUGAGCCACGAAUACGGCUCUACUACCAUUGUACCAGACAUGCACACGCGCAAGCGGAUGAUGGCGACUGAAAGCGACGCGUUUGUGGCGAUGCCGGGCGGAUACGGUACUUUGGAAGAGAUCAUGGAGUGCAUCACGUGGUCGCAGCUUGGCAUUCACCAAAAACCAGUGGUGCUAUUCAACAUGGACGGGUUCUUCGACGGGCUGUUGGCGUUUAUCCAGCACUCCAUCAGAAGCGGGUUUAUCAGCGAGAAAAACGGGCAGAUCAUCCAGGUUGCCAACAGCGCGGAGGAGGUGAUUGACAAGAUCCAACAGUACAUAGUUCCCGAGGGCCGGUUCACUUUGAACUGGAGCGACGAACACCGCGGCGACAAGUGA